AUGCUUAAUGAUCAACUAUACGUGCUGUGUUGUUUUCUGGCGGCAAAAUCUGAUGUUUUGCGGGUCUCACGGUUGAUUUUGGAGCAGAAUCAACUGAACUGGGUAGAAAUCUUGAAAAUUGUAUGUGUUUUGUGGCCAGAGCUAGAUGAUCCGCUUCGAUUGCGCAGGAUAUUUGACAGUGUUGAGGCACUUGAGAAAACUGAUUCGGAAUCUCAGUCGGAGUCCCAUUUGGGAACUCUAGAGUCUGUGAUCGAUGGGAAUCAAGAGUUAAUAGCUGCAGUGGAGGCAAGUCCUAAGACUUUACUGCAACGAAAAGUUGCAUUGCAACAAUAUGUGGACUCUGAGCUGAAGAAAAAAACUGGAAUUUCCAUUGAAAGUCACAAUUGGAAAUCUGCGUUCUUUCAGGCGCGAGUUCUGGUGUGUAACGCGGUAGUAGAAGAUCCGCUUUUUUACAAACCUCUGUGGUCACAAUUGAGCGCAGCCCAUAAUCCCGAGUAUAUGGGCUGGAUAUCGGGAAUCGUGAAACCUUUGUCACAUUACAGUAAUCGAACAGGAAUACGAUAUCCAAUAGCUGAGUUUCAAUCUUUUUCCACUUCUAAAACAUUGGAUUUGCUCUGGCACUCGGUCGAGAACGUGGAAGAGCCCACAUUCCGUGGUGCGCUCACCUACGAGCUUUUGCCAUACCUGAAGUACGUCGCAGGCUACAACGAGUUCUUGGAAACCAUCUUUAACGAGGAAAACUUUCCUCUCGAUGCAAUCUCUAAUUUUAAGCGAUACAAGAUGCUGGCAUUGGAAUUGCUAAAUCAAAUUCCUUCUGAGUUUCAAGAAUUGUUCCAAAAACGCGCCAUCACAAUUCUUUUCGAUAAUGGAAGCGCUCUCCAAAAAAUCGACGGACUUGACUUACGCGCUGAACAAAGCUUAAUCUUGAGCUCCGUAAUUGACAAUAUCAAGAUUCUAGACUAUCUCGAUGUAAAAACGCUUCAAGUGUUCGCGCAAAAAAUGGAUGUGUUACAGCUUUAUGGUCUUAAAGAUAUUUAUAAGCUAUCACAAAGCUCAUUGCUGAUUCAAAAAUCCUGUUUCUCCACAAUGUGCAUACAGCAGCUCGAAUCCACGGAAUCAUACGAGACACUAGAAACAUUAGGAUCAUUCAUGCAAGGCGAUCCCAUCUUUCAAAAACUUGAUGUUGUGACCAAGAAACUCAUCGUCGUGGAAUCCCUGUUGGGCAAGGGUCAUUUUGACAUGUUACAAAAAUUCGCACAAAACUCUGAAUUCGACCUUGAAGAUAAUGUGUUGCUCAAGUUUUUUUGGAGUUUUUUCAACUCGGCAACAAGCGGACGCGCGAACGGACCUAACAUGCUAAAUGCAAGAAGAAUUUUAGAACUUUUACCGAAAGGCCAACAUCGAGAUCUUUUAGCCCUUCUCAAUGUUGCUGAGAAACUUUCGAAUUAUUCCUUGACUGUUUCGAAAGGUGUUCCACUCAGACCCUCUGCAUUAAUUGAAUACAAGCACCGGCCCUACGAGAUCAUUUCAAAACUUCUAGAACUGAAUAGAGGCCUAUACAAGCGAUUGGAGGAGACAUUUGAAAUUGUCAAACUUCUAUAUUCGGCGCUUCAGUUAGAGCGCUCAACUAAUUUCGAUGAUGAGUAUACCAAGACCUGCGCAAUACAUAUUGACUUUGCUCUCGCAAAUUCCGACUUCGAGUUCGCCUAUCAUGAGGCAACGAAUUUACUCCAGCGGCCCAAAUGCGAGGAGUUUUGGUCAACAGUCCUUCAAGUGGGGAAAUUUUUUGAUCCUGCCUGGCCUGACAGUGAGAUACCAACGGAGAUCAUCUACCUGCAGCUGGAAAUCCUCGGAAAAUUGCUGCACGUAUGUCCUGUUGAGGAAGUGGAGGCAGUCAUAUCUCAGUGGAGUGGACUGGAAUCAGAACUUUCUACCAGAGACCUGAUUAACGACUCUUAUUCGCUUUCACAUACCAAUUCUGGUGACUUUAAAACCAAAAUUGUCGAGGAAGUAUCGGCCAGUGCCUCCAACUUUUUAUCCACAGGAUUCAAGUGGGCUAUUGAUCGUAAUGCGUAA
Molecule: messenger RNA, 2076 nt
Organism: Lachancea sp. 'fantastica'
Lineage: Eukaryota; Fungi; Ascomycota; Saccharomycetes; Saccharomycetales; Saccharomycetaceae
Source: the annotation of a GenBank genome assembly